This is a messenger RNA of Trichoderma atroviride IMI 206040, 503 nucleotides long. The record is from RefSeq and is a predicted model, not a curated record. NCBI's taxonomy places the organism in Eukaryota, Fungi, Ascomycota, Sordariomycetes, Hypocreales, Hypocreaceae.
CUUCCUAUGAAACAUGAAACAUGAAACAUGGUAAAGCUGCAUCAGAAGAACUUGAGCGAUGUAUCAAGGAGCUGGGAAUGGUCGGCGCACUCAUUGACAGUCAUCUUGACGAUGGGCGGUACUACGAUGAAGUUGCUCUAGAUGUCUUUGCCAAGGCUCAAGAACUCGAUGUUCCAAUUUACAUACAUCCCACCACGCCUCUUGAAGAUGUUCAGGUGGCCCUUUAUGACGGAAACUACGACAAAGAAGUUGGUGCUGUGCUAGGAAUCGCAGGCUGGGACUGGCAUUGCGAUACUGCACUCUCCGUGUUGAGAAUGUACGCUGCAGGCAGAGUUGAGCUUCAAGCAAAUUUAAGUAAAGAACAUCUAAGUAACCACGAGUGGGACGUUUACAAUGCCACCGAUGGCGUGUUUGCUAAGGAGCAUGAGUAUCGACAGGAUAAUGGCGAAGCUUCGAGAAAGUGGUCUGGUUACAGAAGAGGAAUACUCCAAGAUUUCAUUUAA